GGUUGGCGGGGGCGAGGGCGGCAGGGAAGCGGUUGGAACCCCGGGAAGGAAAGGAGCGAGGCGGCGGUCGCGGCCAUGGCACGGGUGUCGGUCCUGGGAGUGUCGCUGCUGGAGAACCCGAGCCCCUUCGGCCACCCGCUCCGCUUCCAGGUGCAGUUCGAAUGCGGAGAGGCGCUGCCUCACGAUUUGGAGUGGAAGAUCAUCUAUGUGGGUUCUGCAGAGAGUGAGGAAUAUGACCAAGUUCUUGAUUCAGUGCUGGUGGGACCUGUUCCAGCUGGGAGACAUAUGUUUUUGUUUGAAGCUAAUGCCCCCAACCCUGAUCUGAUCCCCGAGAGUGAUGCUGUGGGAGUUACAGUAAUACUCAUCACUUGUACUUACUUGGGGCAGGAAUUUAUCCGUAUCGGGUACUAUGUUAACAAUGAAUAUAUGGAUCCUGAACUAAGGGAGAAUCCACCCCUCAAGCCAGACUUUUCCCAGUUGCAGAGGAAUAUCCUAGCCUCCAAUCCCCGAGUCACCCGCUUCCACAUCAACUGGGAUAGUCCUAGAGACCAGAUGGACAAUAUUGAAAAUGUAGACCCAGAGCCUGAUGGCUUCCUGCCUCCCAACUGUGCAUACAUCAAAGGGUUGGCCCCUUCCAUGGCUCUUCAGCCUGAGAAUUCCAUGGACUGUAUGUGACCCAAGACAAAGACCUAAGGACCUUGCGUAGAGAAGGCCAACUGAAAUGUUUAUGUGAUAACUGGGGGAGGGAUUUGCUUAUCUGAUCAGUGGAGAUGAAUGACACAUCUCUCUAGACAAGACAUUUCAGAGCUUGCUUCCUUCCUGUUGGGAUUGUGACAGAUCUACUUUGCUGCCUGUAGGUCUUCUAUACUGUUUCUUAAUGAGGACUUGAACCCUCCUGCCAUUCCUGCUUGUCCUGGUGACUGAAUAAACAAGGAUCCAUUGCCAUAUUUCCUGAAGUUGGGAGCAGUGUGGGCUGCUUUGUUGCUCUGAGCACCCAAAUUAGAAGAAUCUUAGGACAAUGAGCACUUUCCUUCAGAACAGUUCCAGUCUCUGGUCUUUUGAUUUUAUCAUUUAAUUCCAGCAGAGAGCUAAGCUUUGGAAGAGUUGCAUCUGCCACAUAGCUGGGUUCUUGAUUCUUCUUCUCUUAAGAGCCAAUAUUCUCUCCCAGUUAUGUAACAGUUAUUCUGAAGUUAGGCUUGGCAUAAAUGGUGGACAAGUAAGAGGAAGUGUCCCGAAAGGUGCCCUCUCUGAGCCCAGUCAGUUUGAUUAGGCAGUGGGUAAAUUUAGAAAUCCACUUGACAUCUCUUGUAUUGGACAUGACUUUUUCAUGAAGUCUGCACUUGAGGUAGUCUUGGUGUUGAUUGAUAUAUAAAGUCUUGUUUCAGCAAGUAUCCCUGUAAAUGUUUUGCCCUAUUAGAAUGGCCUUUCAGAUAGGACAAAACUAUAUCUGCAUAAUUGAGGGUUUUAUAUUUCGUCCUGCUUUCGUUUUUUCAGUUUUCUUACCCUGUUACUUGGCCUGUCUAUUUCUCUCACUGGCAUUAUAGAUAUGUGCACUGCACACAGGUUUUUUAAAGUUUGUUCACAUUGUGAAGUGUCUGUCCUACCAAUAAAACAUUUGGAAUAAAUUUGUGUGAAUUCUGAGUGGUAUACCUUUCAUAUAUCUUAUGAUUUUCUGUUCAUUUUGACAAAUUUAUGCUUGGAAAGAUUAAAGGAAUGGCAUAAUAACAUUCACAUUUUACAAACAGGAAUGAUGAAUCAUAUUUCAAUUACUGUGUGUGAUCAAUUGGUCUAUUAUAGCUAUGGGGAUUUAGUAUGAUAUGGAAUGACUAGUUUAAGUCAGCUAUGUGGGACAAGUUUUGUCUUAGAUGCAGAUUUUUAAAAUCUUUUUUUAUAUAGGAAAUUUAUUUUUUCCUUGUGUUUAAAAAGAAGUUGCAGAGAGCAACAAUGGGGGAAGGUAGCAAUUUAGUUCUUAGUAAGUCUGUCAGCUCUUUCAUCUCUGACUUGGUCAGAUUUUACAUAUCUAUAUAUAAAAGUCAAAAUACGUAUGUACCAAACAUGGCUCCUACAUGGCUUGAUGGAUCUGGACCAAACUUGGUAAACAUACCUUUCACGAUACAACAAAAAAUACUGGUGGAAUUUGGGGUUACUGAUAAGAGGAUGAUGAGAGUUGUAGCCCAUCAUUCCCACCCAUGAACUGGUGUUGCUCUUCCCCAAACUGGUCAGAUGGCUUAGCCUACUUGCCAGGCUGCAUCUCCCAAUAUCCUUACCCCUUUGCUAGGCAGGCUGGGGAUGACAGGAGUUACAGCCCAACAAGAAGGCUGAGCUAUCUGCCCAGUUAGGGGGCCUGGCCAGAUCUGGAGCUUAUGGGAGUUACAACCUGACCAGGUCAUGGGAUGGUGAGAGCUGCAGCCCAACCAAGUUUUAGAGGAUGAUGGGAGUUCUUAGUCCAACCACAUCCAAAGAUCUGCAUCAUUGCCACACACGAGGGUGCGUCUCCUAACCGAUCAUAGAGCUCAGCCUACUUGCCAGGCUGCAUCUCCCAACAUCCUGACCCCUUCAUUAGGCAGGUUGGGAAUGAUGGGAGUUGCAGUCCAACAUGAAGGCUGAGUCCUCUGACCAGUUAGAACAACUGAGUUCCAGCCCAGAUGGGAGUUGAUGGAGCUGAUGGGAGUUGAAGUCCAGGCAAACCAUGGGUGAUGGGAGUUGCAGCUAGCCUGAUUUGGGACUGAUGGGAGUUACAGCCUGACCAGGUCUUGGAUUGAUAGGAGUUACACCCAAGGGCUUAACAUUGAGCUGCAACCCCAAGAGGCCCCUGGGCGCUUUUAUAGAGACUUAAAUCAGCAAGGUGUGGUCAGCACCUGAGGGAUUGUGUGUUGUUUCUGUAGUUUGUUUUUGUCCUAUGUUUCAUUCAAUGUAGAUUUUAUUAAAUAAAAAUAUUUUAAAGAAU
Anolis carolinensis (green anole) is the source of this 2947-nucleotide messenger RNA. RefSeq names its product anti-silencing function 1B histone chaperone (gene asf1b). Lineage: Eukaryota; Metazoa; Chordata; Lepidosauria; Squamata; Anolidae. Gene Ontology annotation, biological process: DNA replication-dependent chromatin assembly. The coding region runs from base 76 to 675 and encodes 199 amino acids. The record is from RefSeq and is a predicted model, not a curated record. The transcript has 4 exons. Gene Ontology annotation, molecular function: histone binding. Gene Ontology annotation, cellular component: chromatin; nucleus.